This is a messenger RNA of Ascochyta rabiei, 498 nucleotides long. RefSeq names its product delta subunit of the central stalk of mitochondrial F1F0 ATP synthase, atp16. The record is from RefSeq and is a predicted model, not a curated record. Lineage: Eukaryota; Fungi; Ascomycota; Dothideomycetes; Pleosporales; Didymellaceae. Bases 1 to 498 code for a protein of 165 amino acids. Gene Ontology annotation, molecular function: proton-transporting ATP synthase activity, rotational mechanism. The transcript is spliced from 5 exons. Gene Ontology annotation, biological process: proton motive force-driven ATP synthesis.
AUGAGCGCCCUCCGCAUUGCCCGCUCCGCCCUCCGCGCGCGCCCUGCCGCCAUCGCCCGCCCCAUCCAGCGCCGUGGAUACGCUGAGGUCGCCUCGGACAAGAUCAAGCUCUCCCUAGCUCUGCCUCACCAGACCAUCUUCAAGUCCCAGGAUGUCGUCCAGGUCAACCUCGCCGCCGAGACCGGUGACAUGGGUAUUUUGGCCAACCACGUUGCAUCUAUCGAGCAGCUGAAGCCCGGUCUGGUCGAGAUCAUCGAGGAGUCCGGCGGCAACAAGCAGUUCUUCCUGUCUGGUGGAUUCGCCGUUGUCCAGCCUGACUCCAAGCUCAGCAUCAACGCCGUCGAGGGAUACCCGCUUGAGGACUUCAGCGCCGACGCCGUCAGGAACCAGAUCGCCGAGGCCCAGAAGAUUGCCAGCGGCAGCGGCAGCGAGCAGGACAUUGCUGAGGCCAAGAUUGAGCUCGAGGUACUUGAGAGCCUCCAGGCCAGUUUGAAGUAG